This is a messenger RNA of Xyrauchen texanus (razorback sucker), 4587 nucleotides long. RefSeq names its product peroxisomal membrane protein PMP34 (gene slc25a17l). Bases 141 to 1064 code for a protein of 307 amino acids. NCBI's taxonomy places the organism in Eukaryota, Metazoa, Chordata, Actinopteri, Cypriniformes, Catostomidae. Gene Ontology annotation, molecular function: ATP transmembrane transporter activity; FAD transmembrane transporter activity; FMN transmembrane transporter activity. Gene Ontology annotation, cellular component: peroxisomal membrane. The transcript has 9 exons. The record is from RefSeq and is a predicted model, not a curated record.
GUUGUGGUUUCGCAACUGAACGCGAUUGAGUUGUUGGAACACAACAAUGAUUGUGGAUUAAGUCUGGUAAUCCGUAGUUUUGUUUUGGCUGAUCUGGUUAUUACAGCACGUAUUUACCACGCAUUUCAAAGAGAAUAAAUAUGUCUGACAGCCUGUUGUCAUAUGAAACACUAGUGCAUGCUGUGGCAGGAGCCAUGGGCAGUGUUACAGCAAUGACAGUGUUUUUUCCUCUGGACACAGCCAGAAUCAGACUGCAGGUGGAUGAAAGCAGGAAGUCCAAGUCCACCCCCAUCAUUCUGGCUGAGAUUGCAAAGGAGGAGGGCAUAUUGUCUCUUUAUCGUGGCUGGUUUCCUGUCAUAUCUAGUCUGUGCUGCUCUAACUUUGUCUACUUCUACACAUUCAACACACUGAAGAGGGUGAUGGUCUCAGACAAGUCUAGACCUGGCAAAGAUUUGCUCAUGGGCUUCAUAUCAGGAACCGUUAACGUGCUCCUGACGACUCCCAUGUGGGUGGUGAACACACGGCUGAAGCUUCAAGGGGCAAAGUUCAGGAACGAGGAGCUCCAUCAGACCCACUAUAAGGGCAUAUUUGACGCCUUCUCCCAGAUAAUAGCCAGUGAGGGUGUGGGAACUCUGUGGAACGGGAUGCUGCCAUCGCUUGUGCUGGUGUUUAAUCCUGCUGUGCAGUUCAUGUUUUAUGAGGCUAUGAAACGAAAAGCAGGAAGUGGAGGCAGGAAGAUAUCAUCACUUAAAAUCUUUCUUAUCGGUGCCAUCGCUAAAGCUAUCGCGACAUCAGCAACGUAUCCACUGCAGACCGUUCAGGCAAUUCUCAGGUUUGGGCAGUUUAAAUCCGAUGGUAAAGGAGGUCUACUGGGCAGCCUCAGGAAUGUGGUUUCUUUACUAAUGGACCGAAUCAAGAGACAUGGAUUGUUGGGCUUGUAUAAAGGUCUAGAGGCGAAGCUGCUCCAGACAGUGUUGACGUCAGCGCUCAUGUUCGUGGUGUAUGAGAAGAUAACUGCAGCCACAAUUAAACUCAUGGGUCUUCAGAGGAAACUCAAGCACUGAGAUACUGUUGCCUUCACCACUGAGUCAUAUGAAUUAAUAAGACUGAUUAAUUAAUUACUACCUCUCUAACACACACACUUAAGGGGAGCUCAGCGUAUCUCUUCACUUAUUGUGCCAGUGACACUGGGUAAUCUGGGUGUGGUCUGUCGCACCAUAACAUAGGUCAGUUUAGAAGUUUUAAUUUUGCCUAAAAUCGGAAGGUUUUUGCAUUUUACUUUUUUUUUUUUUAAUUACACACUCAAAUUUCCUUUAUAAACCUCUGCCUGGAUUGUAGAGAAUCUUGCUUGCUGGUAUAGAACUUGGUCCCUUUCACAUGUCUCGCUUCCACAUGAACGGCAUUGCCGAACGCGUCACACAGUGGCGAACUGACAAUUCGAUUGCAUAGAAAAUGUUUAAUGUGCUUAAUAUGAUAAGCACUUGAUGUUGUCUUACAACAUGUAUGUAGAUACCAGUGCUGGGUGUAAUCUGUAAGUAAUUAGUCGAAUUAUUUUUGAGUAAAAUAUGUCUAAUGGCCGAAACAUACUCAAGUACAUGAACGCAGACGCAUUUUGCUACACAAGCUCUAUUUCAGGAGUUGUUGCCUACUGAAAUGUGUCAUCAUACCGCAAUUCAUAACUUAGCUCAAGUACGCGUUGCAUUCUCAACAUUGCCACAAGGGGCGCUUCGUUAGGUUAUGUAAUAAUUUCUCACCUUGGAUAAUUUCAUUAGCUCUUUAUUUUUAUGGCUAUUUUCCUCAAAUUUGACAGCAUAAAAGCAUUUUGCUGCCGAAGUGAAAUGUGUCCAGUUUUUCUCUACAAUUUGAGAUUCACAUAAGCCUGGUGUCCUGAUCUCCAGAAGACGGUAAUGCAAGGGGGUUUUAAUGUGAUUCUGAAGUGAGAAGCUUCUCACUGCGGGAAUGCGAAAUGGGAACGAUAGGCUACUUUUGCCAGUUUGUGGGAUAUGACCUGUUGUAGUCACGGAAUAGGACUUCGCAAGCUAUCAGGAAUGUUUAAACCUCUGUGGGAGCGAAGUGCUGUCAUCAUUGGGAUGGCUGUACACUUGUGGUGUCAACUUAAGGGGUUUCAGACAAAUUCAUAUUUUUUAUAUUGUGUUGUCAGACAUUAGGGUAUUUUAACUGUCAAAAAUCUGUAAUUACUGGCUAACCUUUCAUUCACGUACUUGUGUAAAGUAUGUUUCAGCCUUAACACACUACAUUUUAAAUUCUAGUAAUCAGAUGGAUUACUAUUAAGUACAUUACUUGGUUUAUACAUAUUUCUAAAAUAACAUGUAUAAAACGUUUAAAAUAUGAAUACAUAUGUACAGUUUAAGUAAUUUUACAUACACCUUAGCAAAUACAUUUCAACUCAGUUUUUCACAAUUCCUGACAUUUAAUCAUAGAAAACAUUCUCUGUCUUAGGUCAGUUAGGAUCAUUACUUUAUUUUAAGAAUGUGAAAUGUCAGAAUAAUAGUAGAGAGAAUGAUUUAUUUCAGCUUUUAUUUCUUUCAUCACAUUCCCAGAGGGUCAGAAGUUUACAUUAAAUUGUUUAACUAAAAUGUUUCGGGAAGCCUUUCACAAGCUUUUCACAAUAAGUUGCUGGAAUUUUGGCCCAUUCCUCCAGACAGAACUGGUGUAACUGAGUCAGGUUUGUAGGACUCUUUGCUCGCACACACUUUUUCAGUUCUGCACACAAAUUUUCUAUCGGAUUGAGGUCAGCGCUUUGUGAUGGCCACUCCAAUAACUUGACUUUGUUGUCCUUAAGCCAUUUUGCCACAACUUUGGAGGUAUGCUUGGAGUCAUUGUUCAUUUGGAAGACCCUUUUGCAUCAGAGCUUUAACUUCCUGGCUGAUGUCUUGAGAUGUUGCUUCAAUAUAUCCACAUCAUUUUCCUUCCUCAUGAUGCCAUCUAUUUUGUGAAGUGCACCAGUCCCCCCUGCAGCAAAGCACCCCCACAACAUGAUGCUUCACAGUUGGGAUGGUGAUCUUCGGCUUGUAAGCAUCACUCUUUUCCCUCCAAACAUAACGACCAAACAGUAACAUUUUUGUUUCAUCAGACCUGAGCACAUUUCUCCAAGAUCUUUGUCUCCAUGGGCACUUGCAAACUUUCGUCUGGCUUUUUUAUGGUGGUUUUGGAACAGUGCCUUCUUCCUUGAUGAGCAGCCUUUCAGGUUAUGUCAAUAUAGGACUCAUUUUACUGUGGAUAUAGAUACUUGUCUACCUGUUUCCUCCAGCAUCUUCACAAGGUCCUUUGCUGUUGUUCUGGGAUUGAUUUGCACUUUUUGCACCAAAAUACGUUCAACUCUGGAAGACAGAAUGUGUCUCUUCUUCAGCGGUAUGAUGGCUGCGUGGACCCAUGGUGUUUAUACUUGCCAAAAGGCAAAAUCUGUAAACAAAAGCAGCAAGACUUAAAUUAUAAUAACAUAUUAAUGAAACUUGAGCAAUUUAAUGGUAUAUGUUUCAAAGUGAAUCUGGGAAGUGUAAUAAAGUCUUUUAUGUUUAGUGCUACAGAAGAUUUAUCUAAUCAAACGUUCAAAGGUCUAGUGAUUAGAUGAUGCAGUCAUUACAAUUAAUUUGGCAAACAUUGUACUGUUUUUGAAUUCAUACAGUGGAGCCUUAUCAUAGAUAAGUGAUGUGCUGCUAUGUCACAUGACAGACUAGAGAUUAAUCUGGGGAAUCAAAUAUGUUUAUUCUUUAUCAAUAGUGUGGAAUGAGGUAAUUUUAUGAAUCUAUUUUCAAACCCAUGAUCGGAUCAAAUCAAUCACAUUAAUAUUGUCUUCCAAUCUUUAAAAUGAAUGUUAGAGAGAGAGAGAGAGAGAGAGAGAGAGAGAGAGUCUUGAAUAUUCUCUGCUGUGAUGACUACUAUAUGUUGGGGUAUUUAUUAAAGUAACAUACAGAGGAUGGGUAAUAGAGAAUGCCCUGACAUGAAGUGUACUAAAGAAUUCAUUUCACAGUAUCAAUUAAUGAACAAAAUGAUUUAACACCGCAUUUGUUUGCAUACAUUGAGUCUUCGUUGAAUUGUGUUUAUAUCACUCUUAAAAGAUAUAUAAUAUAAUUCAACACACAUGAGAGGCAUUUUAAUAAUGCAGGGCACAAUAUUUAUAGAUGCAACUUAAAUUACUGAAACUGAAAUGCAAGUAUAAAUGACUUGCUUUAAAGUUGCAGUUACUGAGAGAAACUCUCUAGUUUACUGAAGUCUUACCUGCUCUGGUUUGUGACCAUACAGAAUAAAAUAUUAAAAUUGUAAACGGUUAAAAUUGCAAACUUUGUUACUACUUUUUUUUUUUUUUUUUGAACUUUCGUUUGUCUGACUUUUUGGCUUGGUUAAAUGAAUUGCAAAAAUGAUGUCAAAGCUAAUAAAAGGUAGUUUGGGAAAAUAUCCUGUUGAGUCAUUUCUCUGAUCUUUUAUACCACAGAAUAUGAAGUUGGGACAUUAAAGUCAGGUAUUCGACUUCACAUAUCUCUUACGAUAUUUCAUGAUUCAAGGUACAUCUGUAGUGACUUAAACAUUUAAAUUUUAACACUUUGAUAGCAAAUUCUAAACAACAAA